AUGUUUGAAGAAAUCUUCGGCAGAAAUAUCAAACAUCAAGACGUUCUCUUACAGACAAUGGGCAGUAUCACAGUGAUCACUCUUAUAGUCAUUACAACUGUGGAGUUCAUUUUUGGAAAUGUAGGAAAUGGAGUCAUAGCACUGGUGAUCAGCAUUGACUGGGCGAAGAGAGGAACAAUCUCCUCAAUAGAUCAAAUUCUCACUGCGUUGGCAAUAUCCAGAAUUGUUCUGCUCUGGUUAAUGUUCAUACAUUUGUUUGUGUUUGUGUCUAAUCAAGGUUUCUUAGUCAGUGGUAAAGGUAUAAGAAUGUUCAAUAAUAGCUGCAUAGUGACUAGUCACUUUAGCAUCUGGCUUGCUACCUGUCUCAGCAUCUUUUACUUUCUCAAGAUAGCCAAUUUUUCUAACUCUAUUUUUCUCUACCUAAAGUGGAGAGUUAAAAAGGUGGUCUCAGUGAUACUACUGGUGUCCUUGAUUCCUUUGCUUUGUAAUCUUGUGCUAGUAAACAUACAUAUGGAUGCUUGGGUUGAUACAUAUAAAAGAAAUACAACUAGUUUGAAUAACUCUGCACGAUAUUUCAAGCUUCUUUUACUCAUUAACACUAUGUUUACGCUCAUCCCCUUUACUAUGUCAUUGAUAACUUUUCUCCUGCUAAUCUUUUCACUGUGCAGACAUCUCAGGAUAAUGCAACAUGAUGCCCAAGGACCCAGAGAUGCUAGCACCAAAGCCCACAUAACAGCCCUGCAGUCUGUGAUUGCCUUUCUCCUCCUCUAUGCAAUUUUCAUUCUGUCUUACUUGAUACCAGUUUUUAUCUCUGACUUGGUGAAUAAAAAUGUGCUUCUCAUGUUUUUCCAAGCUACUGGAAUUGCUUUUCCUUCAGGACACUCAGGUGUCCUGAUUCUGGGGAACAAUAAGUUAAGACAAGCCUCUCUCUCAGUGUUGUGGUGGCUGAGACACAAGUUCAGACAAUGA
Molecule: messenger RNA, 969 nt
Organism: Tupaia belangeri chinensis (Chinese tree shrew)
Lineage: Eukaryota; Metazoa; Chordata; Mammalia; Scandentia; Tupaiidae
Product: taste receptor type 2 member 140-like
Exons: 1
Coding region: 1-969 (322 amino acids)
Biological process (GO): detection of chemical stimulus involved in sensory perception of bitter taste; G protein-coupled receptor signaling pathway; sensory perception of taste
Cellular component (GO): membrane
Molecular function (GO): G protein-coupled receptor activity; bitter taste receptor activity
Source: RefSeq, a predicted model, not a curated record